AUGGAUCGAUUCACGAAGGCCAGCUGGAGUUUCCCUUGUAAAGACAAGGUUACCGCAAGGGACGCCGCUGUCCUCUACUACCGCGGACCCUACCGCGUCUUCGGUUUCCCAGAUGAGGUCAUUAGUGACCGCGGUCCACAGUUUGUAUCCCAAAUGAUGCAGGAAGCGGCGUCGCUGUUAAACGUCAAGUGGAAGCUGGCUACAUCAGGCCAUCCCCAGACCGCGGGCCGCGUCGAGAAUCUUCACCAAUACAUUGACCAACGGUUGAGACCAUACAUCAACCACAAUCAGGACGACUGGUCCGAGUUAUCCCAGCACUGGACGCGGGAGGUUAUCAUGGGCUUCCCCAUGCCUGGUGUGCUGGAUUGGGAGGACCGCGUGGAACCGAAGCCGCCCAAGAUGGAGAUCAAUCGACAAGAGGCUCACCAACUGAUUGACCGGUUGAAGACGUUUCAUGCCACAGCACGUUACGCCAUCAACAAGGCCCAACGGCAGCAAACCACACAGGCCAACAAGCAGAGAAGAGAACCAGACUUCGGUGUUGGAGACCGUGUCUUUAUCAUCAAAAGAGGUUGGAUAACGGACCGUCCUAGUGACAAACUCGAUUGGAGACAAACACGUAUCCCUUAUAGGAUCAAGGCCAUGAGAGGAUACUCUUAUGAGCUGGAGGUUCCUGAAGGAUGGAGAGGAGCAACCGUUUAUCAUGCUGACCGUCUGAGGAAGUGUGCCGACAACCCACUGCCUGGACAAGGUAACGAAAAUCCAGCUGGCGAGUUGGUCAAUGGUGAUCAGGAGGAGUGGGAAGUCUUGAAAGUGGUUACAUCAAAGGUCACCAGAGGAAAGUUGGAAUACCAGGUGGAAUGGAAAGGUUGGGACCCCGACCCAGAGUUCUGGCCAACGAGCAACUUUGUCAACUCAGCAGAGCUCUUGAAGGAAUAUCACGACGCGAACCAUAUGAUGCCAGGACCCCCUCAAACGGCUAACCCAAUGGUUGACGGGUGA
Molecule: messenger RNA, 1002 nt
Organism: Sordaria macrospora k-hell
Lineage: Eukaryota; Fungi; Ascomycota; Sordariomycetes; Sordariales; Sordariaceae
Biological process (GO): DNA integration
Molecular function (GO): nucleic acid binding
Source: RefSeq, a predicted model, not a curated record